GGCAGUGGUGAGCGAGAGCCGAGCCGGGAGGGACGUGCCGCGUCGGGAGCCGCCCGUGCCGUGCCGUGACGCGCUGUGACGUGACGCGCCGUGUGACUGUGAUGUGAGAGAGGCCCGCCGCCAUGCCGUUCCUACCGAGCGGCGGUCUGUUCUGGGAGAAACGCUCCAACUUCAGCCUGAAUCUCAAUGGCGGCGGCAAGUCGAGCAAGUACUAUGACUCGAAGAGCGCCAGCCUGGACAAAGUGCGCAGCGUGUCGGCUCACGAUCUGGGUGCCGAGCUGAACUACAUCCCGUACGGACGGGGCGGCGGGGCGCCGAACCGACACAGCUCAUACCUGGACGUGCGCGGUCCGGCUGCUCGUGACCCGCGCGACGCCCGCGGCCCGCCCGGACCGCCCGGGGGGUCGGCGGGUCGCGGCCGCGGCGGUCCCGGCCCGUACCUGGCACCCUACUGCACCGGCUGGGAGCAGUGGAGCUCGCCGCGUCCCGGCCAGCCCGCCACCUCCUCCCGGAAAAUCGACCCCGAGCGGAUAUUUACCAAACAAGAACGGAUAGGCAAGGGGUCGUUUGGAGAGGUGUUCAAAGGCAUCGACAACCGGACACAGCAGGUUGUAGCCAUCAAGAUAAUUGAUCUGGAGGAGGCCGAGGAUGAGAUUGAGGACAUCCAGCAGGAGAUCAUGGUGUUGUCACAGUGUGACUCGCCGUACGUCACCAAGUACUACGGCUCCUUCCUCAAGGGCACCAAGCUGUGGAUCAUCAUGGAGUACCUGGGCGGCGGCUCUGCCCUGGACCUGAUGAAGGCGGGCAGCUUCGAGGAGAUCCACAUCUCCAUCAUCCUCCGGGAGGUCAUCAAGGGCCUCGACUACCUCCACUCUGAGCGCAAACUGCACAGGGACAUCAAAGCGGCGAACGUCCUGCUCUCCGAGAUGGGCGACGUCAAGCUGGCCGAUUUCGGCGUGGCCGGACAGCUCACCAACACGACCAGCAAGCGACAGACGUUUGUCGGCACGCCCUUCUGGAUGGCGCCAGAGGUCAUCAAACAGUCGGCGUAUGACUCCAAGGCGGACAUCUGGUCACUGGGAAUCACUGCCAUCGAGCUGGCCAAGGGCGAGCCGCCCAACUCUGACCUGCACCCGAUGCGCGUGCUCUUCCUGAUCCCCAAGAACAGCCCGCCGCAGCUGCAGGGAUCGUUCACACGCCAGUUCAAGGAGUUUGUCGAGGCCUGUCUCAACAAGGACCCUGAGAACAGGCCAACGGCCAAGGAGCUGCUCCGACUGCCCUUCAUCCGAAAGGCCAAGAAGACCUCGUACCUGAUCGACCUCAUUGACCGCCACAAGAAGUUCAAGAUGACCAAACAGGAUGACUCGGACAGCAGUGAGGAGACCGACUCGGAGGGCUCGCGGAACGACUCGGACCUAGACGAGCCGUGGGUGCCCACCAUCCGGGGGCCGUCCUCGGGCCGGCGCGCCGCCGAGCCCGACUCAGGCGGCCUGGACAACAGCGGCGGCGACGACCAGGACGUCGACAGCAUGAACCACAACAACCGAAUACCGUCCCAGGUCAUCACACAGCUUCAGAACGGCUCCAGCGCGCCGGACCUGUCCUCCAUGUCGUCGGUCUCGUCGUCGGUGACGGUGCCGGCGCCGCGCUCCCCGGAGAAGGAGGCGCCCCUGCCGCGGAGUCCAACGCGGCCCACAGCGGCCGCGCCGCCGCCGCCCGAGCACCGGCGCUCGGUCGCCGAGCCGGUGGUGGAGCACCGGCGCUCGAGCACGGAGCCGCUGGUGGAGCACCGCGAGCGGCGCCGGUCGAGCGGCGACUCUCGGCUGUCGGAGCACCGCCGCUCGGCGCCGCCGGCCGAGCCCGCCGCCGAGCCGUCCCCCUCGGCGGCGGCGGCCAACAAGCGGCGCUCCACUGCCAGCCCCAGCAAGGUGGUGAUCCCGACGGGGCAGCAGCCGAACCGCAGCCGCACGCUCACCGGAGUCAUCCACCCGCUCAUGGCAGAGCUGCAGCGGCGACACCGGAACAGCUACCGGUCGCGGGACCCGUCCUCGCUGGCGCAGCGCACAGACGCCAUCGACGAGCUGCGCAACGCCUUCGAGCUGGCCGAGCGCAGCGCGCCAGGCAUCAGCGACCAGUUCGUGCAGCAGCUGCUGGUGAAGCUGGUGCCGAGUAUGGGCGAGUCGCGCCUGCGCGCUGCCAUGGAGCGGCUGGCGCGGUGAGCCGCCCGGCGCCCCGCCCGCCGCCCUCAGUGUUUGUGAUAGUGAUGUGCGCGGCCGGCCGCAGCGCCCACCGCCACGCCGUGUGUACAUACCAGGAGACUAUUUUGCCCAGUGGCGGAGCCAUGUGCCGUGUUGUUGGCCCCGCUCGCUGGGGCCGCGCUGCAUUCCUUGGCCGGCGCGCGCUCGCGCAGACUAGUCGCUGGCCGGCCGCCUCCGGCGCGCGCCCGCGCAGAAAUCAAAACCCCGGCCGCCGCCGCCGCUGCCGCCGGCUCGGGGGGUCUCAGCUGCAUCUCGAACAAACGGGCGGGGCCGCGCGGAGGCGGGCAGCGCGCGGGUCAGCCGGCCGGCCGGCCGGCGGUUCUCCCAGAGCGAGUCUGUUGUUGGGCCAUCGAGCGGCCCAGAGUCUAGUAUAUAUUUAUUGGAGGGACGCGCCUGUGUUCAGCCGGCGCAGCGUUGUUGAUCAUAGCGACAAUUAUGUGUGUAACAAUAUGUAUAUACUAAUAACAAUACAAUAUUUGAGCGCGCA
Messenger RNA from Amphibalanus amphitrite, 2745 nucleotides. RefSeq names its product serine/threonine-protein kinase 26-like. The record is from RefSeq and is a predicted model, not a curated record. NCBI's taxonomy places the organism in Eukaryota, Metazoa, Arthropoda, Thecostraca, Balanomorpha, Balanidae. Gene Ontology annotation, biological process: protein phosphorylation. The coding region runs from base 123 to 2219 and encodes 698 amino acids. The transcript has 11 exons. Gene Ontology annotation, molecular function: protein kinase activity; ATP binding.